This is a messenger RNA of Poeciliopsis prolifica (blackstripe livebearer), 10013 nucleotides long. It is a transcript of the gene klf8, whose product is annotated as Kruppel-like factor 8. The record is from RefSeq and is a predicted model, not a curated record. Lineage: Eukaryota; Metazoa; Chordata; Actinopteri; Cyprinodontiformes; Poeciliidae. Gene Ontology annotation, molecular function: RNA polymerase II cis-regulatory region sequence-specific DNA binding; DNA-binding transcription factor activity, RNA polymerase II-specific. Bases 644 to 1903 code for a protein of 419 amino acids. The transcript has 7 exons. Gene Ontology annotation, biological process: regulation of transcription by RNA polymerase II.
CACGAGCGUCCUCAAUUAGCUCUCGGCAUGACGUCAGUAAGGUGACAUGGGCGCUGCACGCUAUUAAGGGGCUGCAUGAGCUGCACAUUGCAUGCAUUAUCCCCCGUCUCUGCUCGCAUUUGAAGAGGAUUGUGCAGCGGGCCCUGGUCCGUCCGGUCCGGCUCGAUCGGGCUCGACUCCGCUCCUCUGCAGGGCUGCAGCUCUGCUGACUGACAGAGAUGAGGGGUGGGGACGCAGGGUGGGGUCACAAGCAGGGAGAGGCGGAGGAGGAAAAGGCAGAGAGAGAGAGCCCAGCCCUUGAAUACACGGCAACAACAAGCCGACUCAGAGAGAGGGAGAGACACAGAAAGCCUCGGCCGUAUUUCUGAUUUGUUUUGGGGGGAUGAAGCUCAGGGAGCCGUCGACGCUGCUGCGGACAUGAACUGAAAAGACACACUGGAAGAGGCGGGGAUCGGUGUUCCUAUAUAUCCCGAACGUUCACAGUAAAGGUGGAAAAAAAUAGCACCGCCCCCAAAAAAGAGCGGACCUCCUGUCUCCCCUCUGACAGUUCUUGUUCAGAUAGUGCUACACCCAAAGCCCCGAUCGACCCCCUCCUGCUCCUGCUGCUCCACCCCUCCGCCGCUGCACCGCUCCGGCAACCGAGAUGCACACGGAGACCCGUAACAAGAAAUGCCAGUCGACUCCAAAGCAGAAGAAGAGUGCCGCUGGUGCCCGAAAGAAGCAGAGGAGCCCGGCCAAGCAGAGCGCCGUGACCCGGCAGCCGCCGUCCUCACCUCCGCCCCCCGCUGCCCGACGAGAGCAGGAGGAGGAAGAGGAGCUGGCGACUGGGCCUCGGCCACCGCACAAGGAAGAGGAGAAGCCGAAGGAGGUGGGGACGCUCCCCGUCAGGGUGAAGCAGGAGGAAACGGAAGAGGAGAAGGAGGCCCAAGGCCGGAGAGACAUGCCCUCAAUACAGAUCAAACCAGAGCCAGAGGAGAUGGAGUGCACGGCGGAUGUAGGUGAUGACUGCUCCCAACCGACAGACCUGAAGAUGAAGUCAGAGGUCAAGGCGGAGCCGUCUUCGCCUCACUCCAGUCCCGCUGAGGACCAGACCGAACCCGUCGACCUGUCGCUCAACAAGCCUCGCUCUGCUUCCACAACGAGCUCCACAGUCAACCCGGCGCCCAGCAGCGCCACCUCCCAGCCCGGCCUGUCAGCCACACCCGUUCCCUCCACGGUACAAUCCAUAGGCUCCAUGGUCCUCUCUCCAGGUUCUAUCCUAGCAACACAAGGAGCCGGAGGACAGCAGAUUCUCCACGUCAUCCAUACAAUCCCUUCGGUCAGCAUGCCGAGUAAGGUGGGCCAACUGCAGACCAUCCCUGUGGUGGUGCAGUCACUUCCUGUAGUUUACACCACCAUGCCCACAGACGGCGUCGCAACGGCAGCCAUCACAGUGCCACUGAUAGGCAGCGACGGGCGCUCAGAAGGAUCAGUUCGCAUCAAGCCGGGCUCGACGUCUCCAGUGGAGUAUCAGAGUGACAGCGACGCAGAGAGCGGUCACUCCGGAUCGGCUUCCCUAAGCGCCCAGAGCAUCGAUGCAGGGUCAGUUAUAGAUUUGGAACCUGUCGAUCCCGAUACACUAGACCUAAAGAGGCGGCGGAUCCACAUGUGUGACUAUGAAGGCUGUAAAAAAGUUUAUACCAAGAGCUCUCACCUCAAAGCCCACAGGAGGAUACACACAGGAGAGAAGCCGUACCACUGUACUUGGGAGGGCUGCACCUGGCGCUUCGCCCGCUCCGACGAGCUCACCCGACACUUCCGCAAGCACACAGGAAUCAAACCUUUCCGCUGUACGGAAUGCGACCGCUCUUUCUCUCGGUCUGACCAUUUGUCCCUUCACCGCCGCCGCCACGUGAUGAUGUGAACAUCCCUCCAAAACCAGCCCAUCGAACCGACCUCUGACCCUCUCGGGUUCCCAGAGUCCACCCGCUUAGACAAGAGCCUCCACGAUGUUCCACGUUUUGCGUCCAGGAUUUCUAAACACAAUCUGCAGAGGGGGAGCAAGAACACUUCCUCUUUCUCUCCAUGUUGAAAUUACAGGACAACUGGGAGUGUGUCUGUGCAUAUGUGUUUAUGCAUGGUGGAUUUAUUAAUUAUCUUCAUUGUGCAGCCCAGUUCAGUCCUAUCUCUACAAUCCAGAACUCAGUUUUUGAAAGGAUUGGGAGAAAAAGAUGGGACUGAAACUCACUCAUCCAUCCAUCCAUGAGUCCAUCCAAGGGAGAGGAGGAGGAGGGGAUACAAAGAGGUUGUUCAGUGUUUUUUAAAAAUCUAAUGUUAUUUGGAUGUCACUUCAGUUGCUUUCCCCCCCCCCCUUUUUUUUCUUUUUUCAUUCUGAAUUCAGUUGAAGCCUGGAGUUGGUGAAGAGCUGUUCAGUCGCUCCUCAAAGAGUUCAGGAACGUUUUCAGGAAUGCUGACUUUGUGUUUAAGCCCUGUGCUGUGACAUGAGAUUUAGCUGUGUGAUCAAACAACUCACCAUGAAGAAUGCCAUCUAACAUCCUAGUAAAUUUAUUAUUGACAUGAUGUAGAGCGAGCAGUGUUUGAGUUGAAUCCCUUCUUUUCAAUACGAAUAAGCAACAUAAAUGCUGGAAAAUUAGGGGUACUAGGAACUUUUUGCUGGUGCAUCUCAAUAAACUGCACCAAGAAAAAAGUUAAUUUAUUGUAGCUGAAAAUAAAGAUUUUUGUAUUGCAUUAAAAAUUUCACUAAGAAUAACAUAAUUCUAGCAUUUAUUUUAAGGAUUAGCAGCAUUACGACUAUUGCAUUAGAAUAAUAAAAAUGAUUUAAAUGGUGAAAUGUGGGCAUAUUGAAAAGUACGCAUUAUAGAGUUGUUGGUCCAGAGUCGUUUUGCAUGGAUCGGCGAUCUGCCUGCGACUAGAAGGUGGUUUAUAAAUGACAUUUAGCUCGCCUUCCUUGGUGGAUCUGGUUUCUCUCAUCUUUUAAGUCACAUCUUAGUAAAUGUUUUACUCAAGUUUUUUAAUGAAUGGAGGAAAUUCAACUGACUUCCUGGGGUUCCUGCAAACACAGCCUCUAAUAUUUAUAGAUAAAGUACUUCGCCGACUCCAUGUUGCAAACCCACCUGCGGCAGCUGAAGUGACAUGUCCAGGGUCUGGGUCCUUCCCGCCUCUCCUCUGUACAUGGAGCUGCAAGACUGUGAACUUUUUAAAGACUGAUUAGUUUUUUUUUGUUUUUUGUUUUUUUUCAGUGAAUCAGUCACAUUGUUCAUGUUUUCCCUCCACCUCUCCCUCGGGCGUGCACACACACCUUUCCAAUCCUUCUUCGGCAACAGUAUUUGCUUUGUAUGCGUUCUUAUUGGUGUUUUACAAAAAAAAAAGAAGAAGAAGGAAAGCUAGGCCUUCGGUGAACAGUUUGUUUUAUUCCUUCUCCAGGUUUGCCGAUCUGAACAGUAACGACAACAAAAAAAAUAAAUAAGUCAGAUCCUUUUUGUUGAUUUUCUGAGGCUGUGAAAAAGACGGAGCAACACAAGUUGUUUAAUAAGACAAACUCUUCAUGCAGGGAAACAUAAUAGGGGGGACUUUUCAGAUUGUGUGUUAGUUGCCUGCGUUUGUGUGACUGUGGGUGAGUUUUGAGAAAAAAAAAAAAACAAACAAAAAAAAAAACUAGAAAUAAUCAGAAAUGAACAUUUUUACGAGUGUUUAUUGCGGGCAUUUGUCAACGUUCUUUUACCUCUUGCCCGUUGAGCCUUAAUAACUGAAGUCAAUCUGUAAGGGCGAAACCAGAGCCACUGAGACGAAGUUCGCAGUCCAAACCGUGACCUAAUAAAUCAAAUAAAUCAUAAAUCCAGCAGCUUUUGGAGGUUUUCUUAGGCCUCGUCCACACGUAGCCGGAUGUCAUCCACAUGUAAACUCAGUUUAAUAUCAUUAAAAUCGAUUUGUGUUUCAUUGGCUCUAUAUUCUAGUACUAAACAUAGCUCAACCUUUGUUUUGAUUUCUUUCAAAAAAGAAAUAUUUUUAUUACAAACAAAGACAUUACAUCGAAAGAUGUUCAACACAAUAAAGAGGCAUAAUGACGUAUAUAUCACAUAAAUUAACCACAAUUAUCAGCAAUAUUGCUGUUAGUGUCUAGAAAUCCACAAUGUAAAAAAAAUUAAGCAAAAAAAAAAGUUCAAUAAAUAUAUACAUAAAUGAAUAAAAUAAAAUAAUGUGCACCUUUUAGUCUGUACAAAUACUAUUUUCUUGAAUGUGCAAAAAAAAUCAAAUGCAUAUAAUAAAGGGUCUGUUACAAUGAAAAUAAAAAUAAAGAAUAUGAAAAAAGGGCUCUGCUUAUGAGAUAAAGAUAAAUUUAUUUUCGUUUAUUAAUUCGUUAAGCAGCUCAACCUCUCUGUCCACACAAAUUCUAGUGCCAUGUUUUAUUCCUUACAGGAAGUGGUGGUUGUUUUGAAGGAUGUAAUUGGCUGACAUAGAUUUCAGCUUUGCCCUACACUGCCCCCUAUGGGUUUGGCAUGUUUAAAACAACGGUGAGUGGUGUAACCCAGCAGUUUCGUGUUGAUGAAGACCUUUAUUAAACAGAUCCUGUGGACGCGAUGUUAUUAUUUCACAUGAUUUGGCAGAGAUAUUUGUUUUUAUAAAGCCCCGGCUACGUGUGUUCAAGACCUUAAAGACAAGGGAGAAAAUGUGAGGAUCUCCACUAGAUUAGUUUGAAAAUUAAUUAUGUGAAUUUGUAGCACCAGAAAUUGCUUCAUUUUGCGACUCGUGUUCAUCUUUGUUGAAACAUCCUGUGACGUACGUCAGGUUUUGGCUGUAGGUCGUCUGUCAGAGGUCAACAAUGAAAUUACAGGCACUGUACCGGGCUGUCAGGGUCCAUCACGCCUUUGGGUUCAGACCACGGGGAAACUAUAGUGCUCUCCUCACUAGCAUUUCUGCCCCAAGAGGCUUGACCCCAGGGUCAAACCCCUCAGUAAAUAUACAGUGUGCUCCACAAAAUACUGAGCAAAUCUGGAUUUAAUGGGGUUUAUUUUGUUUGUUUUUGUUUUUUGGUGCUGUUCAGCACAUAAAUCAAACUGUUGGUGUUUUGGAGCAGAACUGAUCCUGUGUACAUGUCUUAAACAUGCUGGUUUCCAACCCCUGACCUGGGCUGAACUUGAUUAUGCAACAAAACGCAGACCUCGCUCCACGCGCUGUUCUGUUCAACUCAGUAAGUAGAGCACUAGCUUGGUAGUUUGAACUCACAAAAAUCUUAAAAAUGUGGGAACGUCAGGAUAGAAGCCUGUGUUGUUGAGCAAAGCCAACAGAUUCUAAGUUUUUAUGGAGGCUUCGUUGGCGAUUGAAAGAACCUCUUUUAUAGUUCUGGUCUGUUCAUGUGCAAAAAAAAAAAAAAAAAAGAUAUUCUGUUUAUAGACCAUACGGAUUUUUGUCAUUAUUUAAAAAAUUUGAAAGUGAGAAUGCAAAGUUGGUGAAUGAAAUGGACAUGCAGGUUUCCUGUGAGCUGAGUGCAUGCUGAGACCAGGGCAGAUUGUUGCUUUUCCUGCAAACUGCAAAAGAAGAUCAAUCCAAAUACAGUCACUGGACCUGAGUCGGGAUUUUAACUUGUUUUGCUGUAAAUCAGUGGAAGCUAGAUAAAAGAAAUACGAAAAGUUCUUCACAUAAAAACAAAUGUUUAAAAUCCUAACUCAGUUCAGUCACUUGUUUGGAGGGACAUUGUUCUUUUUACUUGAGCAGACCAACACAACAGUCCCAGUUUUCUUAUUAUCCCCUCUUGCUUCAAGAAAAAAAAAGAAAAAGUUACUAAGCACAUCUUUUUAGAAGAGUUUAUGCAUUUGAUUGCAAUUUUCUUUCUUUUGUAAACUGUUGAUAAGACAUUAAGGACAAAUAAUUAAAAGAAAUCCAUGUACAUAACUGUAUAUAAUCAGAUAGUGCAGAGUAAAUGUAACGGGUGAAUUUCUAUUUUUAACACUGACUAGAUAAUGUGAAAAAAAAAAAAAUCGUUUUUCUUUUUCUUCCUUUGUUGGUUUGAUGAAAAUAUGUUUCAUCAUGAGUGUUGUCCCCCCAAAAUGCAUUUGUUUCGUAGUUUCUUAAAAAGUGGUCCCACUUGUGUUGUGAACACUUGUGUUGCAUGGAGAAUAGCUUUGUUUUUCUUAUAGUGACGUUGGUGAGCAUGUAAGUGCGUGUGAGACAGUUUGGGUGGGGUGAGGAUUUUUGUUAAAAAAGACGAACAGGGUUUUUAUUUUUCAAUAGUGAAAGAGCUUAAUGUUUUAUCACUGGACCUGAUUUGAAUUCUGUCACACAAAAAGCACUCGGAUGUUGUCGGUAAGGUCAUCUGAGCUUCAGGUGCGGUCAACAGAAACAGACUCACUGGGGUCAAAUCAGAAGCGAGCUUCACAUUUUUUACUUUUGUAGAAAGUUUGAAAAGUUCCCAAAUAGAACAUAAAAGAUUCUAACAUAUGAAUACAUUCUAUUUUAUGCAAACAAAAUACAUGACCACAGAAAGAGUUCAGCCUUACAAGCAAAACGAUCUUUAACUUUGACGCUACAUAAACUUAGAAGUAACAAUUGUGAACUAUGUUUCUUUAUAACAUGUUUUUUCAAUCUGGGUUUAGAUAUUAAUGUCACCAUAAAACUCAAACAAAAUACAAAAUCAAUUAUCUCAUGGCUAAAUGUUUUGUUGAGGCAAACGGAGCAAUACUAGCUUGUGAUGCUUUGAACAUUUCAGCUUUUAAUCUAAAAGUUUUACAUUUUAUUUUUCUUAGUUUAAAAAUAUCUCUAAAUAUAUCGUUUAAUCUCGAGACGUUGAAGUGAUUACAAGUCUCAUUCUACUAAGCAGGGUAGCUAAUUCACUCAAAUGCAACACUAAUUGGUAAUAUCAAAGGUUCAAAAUUCAAAUUUUCUUGUUUGAUAUGUGUUUUUCCAACUUCAUGUGUGGGUUGAUCCCAAAGCUUGAAAUGCAUAAAGGAUGAAAAAGCAAACUAAAGAAGCUAAAUAUUGAAGAAACAGAUUCACAAAGGCACAAAAGCUGACAUUUCCAGCACUUUACCAAUUAAUUAAUGAAAUUUAUGUAAUUUCGUAAAGCUAAACUAUACAAAUGCUCUAAAAUGACAAAUUAUGUUUUUCAAUUUAUUAGCUACAGUUGGACAUACAAAUGCCAUAAUCUAAAUGUGAGAGACGCUAUCAACGAAGAAGCAAUGUCUACGAGAAAAUUUUUUUACUAAACUUAAAGGAAUAUUACCAGCCCUGACCAGCAAACACAGGACGGAGCUAAUUCAUUAAGAUGGUACAUAAUAUACAAGCACACAAGCUAAUUGCAUUUAUAGGUUGAUUAGGAUAACAAGUGCUAUUUUUCCUGUUUUAAUAUUUGUCAACCAAUUUCGUUUAAUGUCAGAGAGUUUCAUAAGCUCCACUGAGAAUAAUGAGAAAGCACAUUUCUAGAUUUCUAGAAGCUAUUGGAGUUAUAAUGCGAGCAAUACUAGCUUGUAUGGAACAAAUGUGAGGUGCUUUAACAUUUUGGCUUAUUAAUUCACAUUUAUGUGGGGUUUUCUCUUACGUUAAAGUGAAAAAUCCUCCAAAUUUGAGCAUUAUUUAUAGAAAAAUAUGAAUACAUCCCUAGACCUGACUGCUAAAGCUAAAUGACUUCUUUUUUAGUUAGUUCAGAAAUCAAGCACUUGAUAUUAAAUUUUUGUUCUUCAUUUUAAGUUUUUUUUAAUGAAGAAAUACCCUAACAUUGAGGCUGAUGUUGAAGAGGCAGAAUUGAUGCUUAUAAACCUUUUUUAUUUUUAUCAGACAAAAGAAACAGGAAAUACUUAUUUAAAAUCAAGAUAGCUUAACAUUUUUCACUUGCUUGCCUAAUAAAGAAAAGACUCAUUGGAGCAAAAGAAGUCAAUAGACAUUUGCCACACAAACCAAAAAGUCAAACAAAACAAUCAGUAUUUUUUUGAGAGGUGGACUUCCUGAGGUUAAAAACUUCUUUGAAGGCCACUAGACGCUGCAUGAUGUUAGCAUUCCAGCAAGAAUAUGAAUUAUGCCAAUUUAAAAGUUGAUUUCUUUCUUUUUAAGUAUUUUCAAAUCUGUUCAAGGAGUAGAUGUAAAAAACUCAAAUUGAUAAUCCAAUGUUUUUGUUGGGACUGAACAUUACUGAACAUUUCUACAGAGCUGCAAAAUAAUCUGAAAGUUGGAAACCACACCUGGUUGCUCCAGACUGCUCAGAGGUGAAUUGUGUUAUUUUGCAGCUGGUUGAAUCAGCAGCACAUAAAUUAAUCAGAGUACGUUCUGUUGUCCUGUUUUCAAGGCAGAAACUUGUAUUUUUGAUCUGCUUGUGCUGCUGAUUGAGCUACUUCCGUCCUGUAUUGUUUUACAAACUGAAUGCAUCCAACAAUGUCAGUUCUGGCUCUGACUCCCAGCUUCUGAGAAAAAAAUAGACUUUUCUUUAAGCGCCAGAGAAUAAUGACAUUUUUGAGUUUUCCUCAGGGUUUCCACAGACUGUAUAUCUCUUUAAGAAUUUGGAUAAUGACUUUAACAUUUUAUAGACUCUCCAGGAAGAUGCAUUUUAUGCUGCUGUGACCCCACCGGAUCUGGUUUAUGACUUAGUAAAGCCACCCAAAAUGGAUCCUUGAAACUAUUAUGAUUGUUAUUUCAGCAGUAUCGUGGAGCAUCCAGAUGAAAUGUUUGUAGAAACAUUUUAAAUCAAAUCUGUUUUGGCUGAGGGAAACGUAUCACAGUCAGAGAGAACAAACUAGAAGUGAAUCCUGUGAGAAAACAAGCAAGCUGUUCAUUUAAAGUGUUUUUAUCCUUCACCCCAGAUCUCAAGUCCCGUCAUUUUAGAGAAUGGCACUUUAGGAAAAAUACUUAACAAGCACAAGAAAUCACAGAAGCUUUCAUGAGCAAAAACACUUUACAUCUAUAGCGUCACAGUGAGGAGAGUCAGCCGGGAUGUAAACGCCUCGUCAUGACGACUCGGACACAGAGUGUUAGUGUGGGAUUUGGAAGGUAAAAUGUCCAGUGUGAAACAAUGUGAAAAUGUAUUUGCUCCCUCACAAACUAAAUAUUUCACAUCAACAAACGAGUUUUAUCAUCAGACAAAAAUGACCAGAGAAAAUAUAAAACGCUGUUUUCAGAUGAUGAUUUAAUUUGAGAUAGGCACUGCAUGAAAAAGGAAUCGCUCCCUAAAUCAAAUAAUUGUCUCUACAUAUUUGCAACAAUUAGUAAUGAGCCUUUUAUGAGACUGUGGAAGAAUUGUGGUCCUUUUAAUUAUAAUUCAGGGCAUGAUAUGUUGCUUUUUGAGAACGUUUAGCCUACUUCAUGCUGUCUGGCGGGUUCUUGAUUCUCCAGGUCUGAUUUGAUCACAUCAAAUUAAAAAUUUAAAUUGACCUUUCCAAAAAAUGCUGAUCAUCUUGUUAUAAAAAGUAUGGAACAAAUUCUUUCAGGAUAUUAAAAUGCAUUUAAUGAGAUGAAACCCUUAAAGUUAAACGAAAAUAAAUCUGUAAGAGAGCAAAUACUUUUUCAUGUUUCUAUAUACUUAACUUUCCUGUUCUGAUUGUUUAUUCUUUAUCAAAUCUUUUGUUAUUCAGUAUUCCUUCAGAGGUUUUUUGUCAUCCUUUUUAAAUGUACACAAACAGGAAUGUUCAUCUGUGAAACAUAUUUUAAGAGUUUGACCCCUGCUGAGACGUCACUGCCCGUGUCCGUCUGUGUGCGCGUGCCUCGACCCACCGUGAAUCAUUUCUCCUGCAAAACCCAGAACUUUUAGGUAUUUUCUAUUUGAAUGCAGUAACUUAUGGGCCAGUAGUGUAUUUACUCAGUGCAAUGCAGUUAUCAUGAUAAUACAAUUAUCUCUUAGUUUCUCUUGAUUUCUAUUUUUAUUUGUACAGAACAAAAGUGUAAAGAUCAGUGCGGAAAACAUGAGCUUUUUGAUACUGUGACUCAUGGUGUUUAAAAGUCGCUUUCUCCCUGUACAGUUGUGAUUAUUUUUGACCCCCUUUCUUCCCUUUCUUCUUCUUUUAUAGAAUAAAAAAAUGUUUUUUGGUGCGAUUUCA